AAAAAGGAAAACUUAGAAUGAGUAGAACUGGGUUGAGGCAAAAGGCCAAGUUGGUGCUGAUGACCCAGCCAUACUCCAUAGCAACAGUACUUGCUCAGGCGCCCUUCUGCUCCCUCUUCAACCCACUACCGGCUCCUCGCUCCAUCGUCACAAUGACCAACAAUACCCAUCAAUCCAGUAAUACCCACCUCGAAGCCGUCUUCAAGCAGAAGAAGAUCCUCCGAUCCAGCGUCCGCAAAGCACUCAAGGGCAUGGACCCCUCUUCCAGAUCUCAAGAGGAUAAUGCAGUUCAGAAUAUCAUCCUGGAAGCUCCAUGGUUUAGAUCUAGUCAGAGAUUAUGCGCUUAUAUAAGUUGCAGUUCUUUGCGAGAAGUUGAUACAUCAAAAGUUCUGUCAGAAAUUCUACAGAAUCCAGCCAAAGAUGGUCAUACACAGAUGGGGAAAAAGCUUUAUGUCCCACGUGUGGAGGACAAAAAUAGUUACAUGCGGAUGCUGAAUAUUACACAUAUGGAUGAUCUAAUUUCAAAUUCAAUGAACAUUUUAGAACCAGCUCCAGUAGAUGGUGAUGGCAAUGAACGUGAAGAUGUUAUGCAGGCAACUGACCCAGUUGACUUGCUCCUAUUACCUGGACUUGCUUUUGACAAAUCUGGAAGACGCUUGGGUCGUGGUGGAGGUUACUAUGAUGCCUUCCUGAAGAACUACCUAGAGCUUGUGAAGGAGCGGAAUUGGAAGCAACCCCUCCUUGUUGCAUUGUCGUAUUCUGUGCAGAUAAUGGAUGAGGGAGUUAUACCAGUCACUCCAAAUGAUGUUCCUGUGGAUGCUCUUGUAUCCCCAGCAGGUGUGAUCCCCAUCACCACAGCUGCACAGGAGAGGUGUCAUUGAGCAAACAUCCUUCUCAACUGUUCUACCAAGUGUGCUGAUUUCAUUCCUUUCAUUUAACCAACAGACUUGUAGAACGACCUUCCAAAUGAAACUUCACCAAAGCAAAAAGAAAAAAGGCCAUUUUUAUUACAAGAGGGUUCCCAAAAAUUCAGUUGUUUUGGUCCAUUCUGAUUGUUAAGGUGUCAUGGUUGAUAUUCCCCUGCUUUGUGUAAUAAAGAAAGAACUAGACUUGAAAUUA
Vitis vinifera (wine grape) is the source of this 1119-nucleotide messenger RNA. Its product is annotated as 5-formyltetrahydrofolate cyclo-ligase, mitochondrial. The coding region runs from base 18 to 881 and encodes 287 amino acids. Gene Ontology annotation, biological process: tetrahydrofolate interconversion; folic acid-containing compound biosynthetic process. NCBI's taxonomy places the organism in Eukaryota, Viridiplantae, Streptophyta, Magnoliopsida, Vitales, Vitaceae. The record is from RefSeq and is a predicted model, not a curated record. Gene Ontology annotation, molecular function: 5-formyltetrahydrofolate cyclo-ligase activity. Gene Ontology annotation, cellular component: mitochondrion. The transcript is spliced from 7 exons.